Messenger RNA from Knipowitschia caucasica, 1719 nucleotides. The record is from the annotation of a GenBank genome assembly. NCBI's taxonomy places the organism in Eukaryota, Metazoa, Chordata, Actinopteri, Gobiiformes, Gobiidae.
AUGUCUGUGUCCACUGUAUUGGCAAAGGCCUUAUUUGACAACGCUGCAGAAAGCCCGGAGGAGUUGGCAUUCCGUAAGGGGGACAUCUUAAUGGUCCUAGAACAAGAACAAGCCGGUGGUCCAGGCUGGUGGCUUUGUUCUCUGCAUGGACGUCAGGGGAUUGCUCCUGCCAAUCGUCUACGUCUUCUGCAGACUGCCGCAACUCCAGGCUCAGACAUCUGUUGUGGCUCUUCUGAAGACUCAGUUUACCUGUCACCUGGUUCAGCAUUGGCCCGAGUUGGAGUAAGCUGUAGUGCAGAGGAUAUAGAUGGAGUCUAUCGCUCUCCUCUGGCUAUGGGUGAAGGAAGACCUGGAGAACUGCGCAGAACUGAUGAAGACGGGAUCGGUAAUGGAAAAGAGAAAAGCAUCAAUGCACUGAACAUUAAAGAACAAGUGUUAGACAAACCAGACAUUAUAAGCGACCAGGUUUAUGAUACUCCUCCAAGUGGACGAUGGCAGCGCACAACACACUCCUCUGUCUCUGAAGAUGAUGGCAUCUAUGAUACUCCUCGCAGUGUGCCACCACACAGUGAUUCAGAGGCCGAGGUCUAUGAUGUCCCAACACACGCUCUUGCUGUAUGCACUUCAGAGGUCCAGCAAACUGCCUCCGGACCAGAAGACAGUGAUGAUGGCGUGUACAGUGUCCCCUCACUUCCAGGAAUUCCUUUAGGCCAAGAGGGUUCAUGUAGUAAAAUCCUGCCUGGAGAGCAUUUGCAUGGAGCUUCUGAAAAACAAGCCAGUAGUGGAGAUUCCUCUGAGCCAGACUGUGGCAUCUAUGACAUGCCUGCAUUAACUGUGGAUGUCCUGCAGCUCUCAACCUCUUCUACUUCCACAUCUACUCCCACAGUGUCCUGUUCUCCCUCAACUCUACCAUCACGAGACCUAGCCACUUCUUUGGCAGAAAUCCUGUCGACAUGGAAGGCCAGUCACUGUGGUGAUCCUCCACCCCCUCUUCAACAGGCGUGGGCUCGUUUAGCAGAUCUAUUACCAGCGUUGUCAGCAAUUGGAACUGCACCUCCAUCUGACGACCUCCUCACUUUGUCCCAAGUUACAGUGACAGUGGGCUCUAGUGAUGGAGAAGAUGAUCCCAGCAACGAGUAUGCAGGGAUCGGUCUGACUCCUAUACGUCCCCCAAUACACACCGGAGACAGUGUGGGCUAUGUCAAACUUCAGGGUAAACCUGAUCUGUCUCCAAAUGCACUAGCUGAAAAUGGACACACUAUCAAUGCUGAAACAAGGAUGACACCAUCACCCCCUCUGCCAGUGUCUCUGUCAUUGGAAGACUCAGAGUUGUUGGCUUUUUACUCGUCUCAGAGCCUAGCUCAUCUAUCCUGCCUUGCAGAUGCCAUUGAUGUUCUCUUUAGUAGUAUACAGGGAAACCAACCUCCCCGUAUAUUUGUUGCCAGAGGAAAAAGUCUUAUUGUGACUGCACACAAACUAGUGUUUAUUGGGGACACCCUUUCUCGACUACUUUCAUCUUCAGAUCUACGUACAAAGAUUACUACUUCAGGUGGAAGUCUUUGCCAGGCCUUAAAAGCUGUUGUUGUGGCAACCAAGGGAGCAGCUCAAAACUACCCAUCACUAUCUGCCACUCAGGAAAUGGUGGAUUGUGUAGCUGAACUCUCGCAGCAUGCAGCUGGAUUUUCGACUUUACUUCAACGUCUGGCAGAAAUAUCGUAA